Astyanax mexicanus (Mexican tetra) is the source of this 3739-nucleotide messenger RNA. Its product is annotated as calponin homology domain-containing protein DDB_G0272472-like. The coding region runs from base 81 to 1421 and encodes 446 amino acids. The record is from RefSeq and is a predicted model, not a curated record. NCBI's taxonomy places the organism in Eukaryota, Metazoa, Chordata, Actinopteri, Characiformes, Acestrorhamphidae. The transcript has 8 exons.
UCAUAGCUCUCCUAAAUAUAUAAAUAGGGCUGGGGACGGCUCUUCUCCCAAUUCAUAAAGUGCAGCAGGGCGAAGCGAUAAUGUAUUUCUUGAUGCAACAAGACCAAAAAUGUAUGAGCACAGAAUCUUUGCAAGCGAAAAUAUUGGACAUUAAGAAAUUUGAAGAUACAGACAGUAGGAUUAAGGAAAGCCACAUGGCAAGGGCCAAGGUGAAGUUUGAGAAGACAAUGCUGUCACUGGACAUCGAGGCCCGGGAGAUCGAGAGGAAAAUAGAGAUGAUGCGCUUAGCAGAGGAGCGGAAGCUCAGGGCGGAACAGCUCCAGCGCAAGAAGAUGGAAAAAGUUGCACAGCAGAAGGCCCUCGGCUCGCUGAUCACCGCCACACGGAGGCGCUCGCGCUGCGAGAGCGAAAUGGAGGCGAACAAGGCAGCGUUUACGAGCAAGCGGUGCGACGUUAAGAGGGAGUGCAUCGUCAAAUGCAAAACAGCAGAAAAAGAGGCGAAACAAGUGCUGGCUGAGCUCCUGGAAAACAUUAAAUAUGAUCGGAAGGCCGUCAAGAAUGCCAUUGAUCAGAUCAAAGAUGAGUCCGAGAAGCAGCAGCUGGAGGACACUCUCAAGGAGGUCGAGAAGGAAUACAAGCACCGGGUAAAAACCGUUAAAGCUGUGCUUAAGUGGAAGUGCGAUAUGGUCAAGCGGGAGGCUGAAACGAAGCUGCUGUGUAUCGAUGCUAAGGAGAUGAACUACAAGAAACAGCUCAGGACAGAGCUGUACGAGAUCGGCGAAGUAAUCAAGAAGGGAAAAAGCUGGGAGAUCGGGCAAAAGGCCAACGUGAAAAUACCAGCGGCCGUUUUAGAAAAGCUAGAACGGGUGCGCAGCGAAUCCUUGGCCAAGAUCGAGGAGCAGCGCAAGAUCGCCGCUGACAGGUAUGAGGAGAUGCAAAGGAAACACCAGGAGAACAUCAAGAAGGAAUGGCAGGAGGCCAAAAGGAAAGUCAAGCAGGAGCGUGAGGAAAAGGAAAAACGACAACUUGAGAAGCUGCUGGCCCAGGAAAAGAAGGGCAAGGAGGUCCAGGAAGCGGUGAAAAGGCGCUUGGAAAAGGCACAGGAUGUCAUUCAAAAGAAGGAGGAGGAAUGGCAGGCCGAGGUGAAAAGGCGCGAGAAGAAGCGCGACGCUACCUAUAAAAGGAUCAACAAGGAACAGCUGGAAUACAAACUCAGAUCUGGCAACCCUGGCCGCAGCGUUGGCGCAGAAGAAAUGAAUCAGCAGAGGCUUCAAGCAAUAGCUGAUCGAUUUCAACAGCUUGUUAAUCGAGCAUCUGCAACUGAAGGCAGGCCUUCCACUUCUGGGACAAUGGUCGACAGCGGGAUCAACAGUGAAAAAAGUUGUAGUGCCACUCUCCAUGCCAGAAGCUGCUUUUAUUGAAAAAAAUAAGAGAAGAAUUUCCUGCUGUACAAGGUGACUUUUGCCUUUUCAGAAUUGACAGACAGAGGAGAAUCCACCGACUGGAGCUUACUUCAGUCUGUCCGGCUGCUAUAAAAGCCUGUUCUGUGCUAAGAAGAUCAGCCGUUUACAUCAGAAAAAUGGAAAAUGGGGAAGAAGAGGUCAGGAAUAUCCACGGCAUGGGGGAUGGAAUGCUGGAGGAAAACCAGAACAUGUUGGAAGAACAAAACAGGUUGGAGGAAGAGGAACAAAACUUGGAUGUGGUGGAGGAGGAUAAGCAAAAUGGGUUUGAUGAAGAGGAGCAAGACAGAUCAGGGAAGGACAUUUUCAUAGAUCCGGAUGACAACCAGUCUGUUGCAAGAGAAAGUACAGUCUUGCUGCAGUGGCGUGCCCUGCGUUGCCAACAGGAUGAAGAGUAUCAAGUUUCUCUGCAAAUAGACAGAGAAAGGGAGAGAAGGCGAAGGCAACUCCUGGAGCGUGAACUAAGAAGAGUACACGUAAUAAAUACAAGAAAUGAAUGGAUUGAUUCCAUACCAGAGCCUGAAAAUGGGAUGGUCAUUCAGUUUAAAUAUCCUGAUGGUGGCUUAAAAAGGAGGCGCUUCCUACCAAGUCAGCUAUUUCAGAUGUGUUCCCCUUAUUAUAUUUCUCCUCAGAGAUCACAGCUGUCUGCAUGCUUAUAAGUAAUAAAUGUAUUAUUUGAUAAAUUUGAAUUUGCAGGAUUUAGUUGCCUUUGCAGGUAAUGUAGACAUGGCCAGUGAAAUAUUUUCACUCCAGAAAGCUAUGUCUCCUAUCUCAAUCCAAUGACAAUGGAAUCACUGCACAGUGUACUUUGUACAUUCUGUGGAUGUCAGGGGAUGAAGUGGAGGUGAGUUCCCAUUGUAUGUAAUUCUCUGCGAGGGGAUCAUUAUGUUUACUGUAUUCGUUGUAUCGUUUUUAGCCAUUUUAAGUAAGCCUUCAUAUGUUAACUCUGUUUAUCAAUUCAUUUCAGAAUAUUAUAUCAAAUUCAUCCAUAGUAUGUGGCCCAUACCCAGUUGCACCAUCUACCACCUUUUCUCCUGCUCCUUCUACGCCCACCACGAUCACCACCUGUUCUCCUGCCCCCUCUUCACCCAUUGCAGCCCCCAUAUUUUCUCCUGCUCCUUCUCCACCCACCACAAUCACCACCAUUUCUCCUGCCCCCUCUUCACCCAUCCCAGCCCCCAUAUUUUCUCCUGCUCCUUCUCCACCCACCACAAUCACCACCAUUUCUCCUGCUCCCUCUUCACCCAUUGCAGCCCCCAUAUUUUCUCCUGCUCCUUCUCCAUCCCAGAGUCCUUCAUUCAGUCCAUCAAGCCCAGACCAGGAGGAUAUUGAAGAAGCUUUUGACAUUGCUGCUGCACUGCAGACUCUGAAGGCAAGGGUUCACCAUCUUGCUCCUACUGCCAAUCAAAUAAACGUUCUUCAUGAUGAAGAGUUUGAAUGUGCUCUAAGAGCUUUCAACAGGCCAACAUUUGACCCUGAGUCAAAACUAGACAUCGUCUUCAUUGAUGAGGAUGGUCGAUGGAGAAGGGGCCGUAGAUCACAUGUGUCAAACACAAGGCCCGCGGGCCAAAUGUGGCCCGCCACGUCCUUUUAUGUGGCCCGCGAGAGCUUGUAAGAUCUUAGUGUCUAUAAUAAAUAGGUAGGAAGCGUGCUUUGACCAAAAACUACAUUUCCCACAAUUGUCGAUUGUAUUACCCGCGAAGUUACGGCUUACUGCCACUACACGGCAGUGUAAUCAUUGAUGUGGAAACCGGAGGGAAGGCGUAACUUCGCGGGUGGACUUGAGACAUACAAAUGUUUAUCCCAUAAUGUCCGUUUAAUGACGUUAAUAAACAUCACUGUGACAGCGCUAGUCACAGUUUCACCGCAGCAAAGGAGGAGGACGUGAAUCACUUAUCUAACCAGCCUCUACUAAUUUCUGCCCCCAAUAGCCUUUAAUAGUCUUCAGUAGCCUUCAACAGUCUAACCUUGCAGCCGUGGUGUGUCCACUAAACUCCGUAGUUAUAAACAUGCUGAGGUUAGCAGCGGCUAACUGACCUGUUUAUAAUGUAAUCCGAGCAGUGCCUCCGUGAUGGCUGCUCUAAACUGCUGCUGUUAGCUGCUUGUGCUGAAAGAUGAACUGUAGAGAGCUGUAUUAUCCGUUUAGUGGGGUUAAAACCUUUUUUAUUUUCUACACAGAAGAACUUUAAAAACUGUAAAAACGUUCCAGACUGGCUCAGCUGAGCCCUGUAGCCCGUGGCUGGGUUGCAGCUCUGACUGAGUGACUGGCUUGUGCUGCU